This is a messenger RNA of Liolophura sinensis, 5631 nucleotides long. RefSeq names its product histamine H2 receptor-like. The coding region runs from base 1587 to 3020 and encodes 477 amino acids. Gene Ontology annotation, biological process: positive regulation of MAPK cascade; adenylate cyclase-activating adrenergic receptor signaling pathway. Gene Ontology annotation, molecular function: G protein-coupled receptor activity. The transcript is spliced from 3 exons. Gene Ontology annotation, cellular component: plasma membrane. The record is from RefSeq and is a predicted model, not a curated record. Lineage: Eukaryota; Metazoa; Mollusca; Polyplacophora; Chitonida; Chitonidae.
UCCAACAUCCCACGUCCUCAGAGUCGCAAACCGUUUUAUGGUUUAUUGCUCGUUUAUGUUCGCAGUUUCAUUUCUUCUCUAAAAACAGCCGUAGAACUGUAUCGGCAUGAUGGACUCAGGUGAUGUGUUAAUGUCAUUUCCACCCAUGUGAGGCUCUCCAUAGACGGUGUGAUCUUGUGUUUCAUAGGUUAACGUAGUGCUGGGCUUUCCAUCCAGACAUCGUAUACCAGUAGACUGUCGAGGGAUGCUACCGUCGACGUAUCUAAGAGGAGACAACGCGGCUUUAUAAUUUGCCUACUACCGACAGCUUUCUGUUCCGGUAUCAGGAUUUCCUGUUCGUUGAUUGAGGAAACUUGUAUAGAGCUGUGCCAAACCAGGAGGCUAAUCAUGAGACGAACACUGGUACCAAAGAGUGAAUCCUGUACAGACUUUCUGGUCGCCAGAGUCAUCGUUUUUCACACCUCCCUCGAACAACUGGGAUUUUAAGGCUUCCUAACAACAGGCAAGAUAAGACUGUAUUCUGGUCUCGCAAUAAAGUAUGUUAUCUGAGAAUGAUCCUGGAGAGCUAUAGUCCAUGAUAUGCUCCCAGGAGUGACAAUUUUUAUUUGUUUCAAACACGUCUUCAGGAAAUGAGACUAUACCAAAAUGAUAACGUUAACCACUUCCGAGACUGGCUGUUGCUACCAAGGUUGUGAAUUUUGGCCGGGUGCAGAAGGCGAAGACGAAACUUGACGAUGUAGUGCCUGUCGUUCGUCGCCACAUCUUGUGCCAAAUUUUCCCGGCCGCAGUUCUGCGGUAGUUUAAAUGAACAGGAGAACUGUACUGCACCAGGGAAAUUAUUUUUGUCUGAGCUGGCUGAGAAUUCAUUAAGCUUAACUUGAGCCUGAAACCCGCGGUGCCGUGAUAUCGGAACGAGACCAAACAAACAACGGACACGUUUCAAGAGCGAUCUGAGGUACACUGGACUAAUGUACUAGGCUGAGGUAGAUUAAGGCUUACUUAAUUCUGCGCUACCAGGUCCGUUGCAUAAGAACUGGACGCCUUGCUAAUAACCUCUAGCGCUGAACAGAAACGACAUGUAUUAUAAUAUAUAUUAGUUUGGAACUGACCGGGAAGAAAAUUAAGGCGACCCCAGUGAGAAUAGACCUAUUCCCCAUUUGAGACAGAUCGGGUCGCUUCUGUACGCGUCGUGCAAAGUGUCUGCUACUGAAAUCGCCACAGGAUCUACCUCCCUAGUAGUGUGACUGUUCACCAAUAAGAUAAACCGACUUCAACAGGUUUGAAAUUCUCCACCAUUCAUCAAGCCAGACGAAUUCGAUCUCUUGACGCAAGAGUUUUGCAUUAUGGUAAAAGAAAUAUACCACAUGUGAUACAACAACAACAGUUAUUGACUUUUCGCCUUAAACCAGUGUCUCGCUUAUUGGCUUCUGACCCGUCGUGAAACUGGUAGGAAAUUUCCGUAAAUCUGAUCUGUGGAACCGCUGUAUGAUGAACUGUCAUUUACUUUCUGUGCCUCUUGUUGAUUCAAGAGUUUUUGUGCUUGACAACAGCCUUCUGUAGGCAGUGGCUAGAUUAGACUAAGGCAUAUGGCGAAUAACAGCACGGCGUUACGAUAUGAAAGUGGUACCACGACAUUUAUUGCCUGGCAAAACAUGUCAGCGAAUGGCAGUGAUCUGGGGAAUUCGUCGAACGUUACAAACUCGUCGGAAAUACCGACGACGGAAAGCCCGGACUCCCCACAGCAUUACCAACUAUGGCUGCAGAUCAUCAUAUCCUUAAUACUGAUCGUUCUUAUCGCGGGGACCAUAGUAGGCAACUCUCUGGUGUGUAUAGCCGUGGGUAUAGUCCGGAGGUUACGGACUCCUUCUAACUUGCUCAUAGUGUCCUUGGCCGUGUCAGAUCUACUAGUCGGCUUGAUGGUCAUGCCUUUUGCGUUACCAUACGAGGUUCUUGGAGCUUGGCUUCUCGGACCCACUGUGUGUGACAUGUGGACUUCCCUGGAUGUGCUACUAUGUACCGCAUCUAUUCUUAACCUGUGCAUGAUAAGUGUGGACCGCUACUUUGUGAUAACCCGGCCGUUUCAGUACGCGAUGAAGCGUACCCCGAAAAGAAUGGCCAUCAUGAUCACGAUGGUAUGGGUGGCUUCGGCUCUCAUCAGCAUCCCGCCCCUGUUCGGCUGGAAAUCCGACCAGAUGCUAAACCAGUGCGUGCUCAGCCAAGAACUAGGAUACCAAAUUUAUGCAACAUUAGGUGCCUUUUACCUCCCUCUCACUAUUAUGAUAGUUGUAUACUACCGCAUUUGGAGGGUUUCCUCAAGAAUUGCUAAGCAGGAGAGGAAAUCCUCUAACAUUGGUAAUCUAGACAAGCAACGCCCUACAGAAAAUUUGCUAAUUCCACGACCUUCCAAAUCAUCCAAGGGAAGCGUUGACAGUUCAUUUCUUCCAAAUGGAACGCUGCGCAAUGGCGGCAGCGACAAGGACGACGAUAACCAUACAUUAGAAAUAUUGCCAAAGAAAUCAAGCACUGGGAGACGCUUCACCAUCAAGCAGCUGCUGUUUAAAGGCAGUCAACAGAACAAGUCUGCCGUAUCGUCGAAGGACAGAAAAGCAACGAAAACCCUUGGCGUGAUCAUGGGAGGGUUUACUCUCUGCUGGCUUCCAUUCUUUAUCUUAGCAGUGUUGCGACCGUUCUGUAAACCCGAUGCUAUUCCUCCUUGGCUCUCCAGUAUUUUUUUGUGGCUUGGCUAUGCCAAUUCAUUUCUGAAUCCGGUAAUCUACGCACGUUUUAAUCGGGAGUUCAGAACUCCAUUCCGGGAAAUUCUGUGUUGUCGGUGUACCCGGAUAAACGUGCGCUUAAACACCGAGUGUUAUAAUGACAUGUACGGCAAAGGGGCUGAACACACGAUGAGAGACAGCCUCAAGCCACCAAAGAGCACCAUUGUGAGAUACGAUAGCCAAGGGCAGACGAUCGUACAGUUGGGGAACGGCUCGGCGAACUCAGAAGGUGAAACGAAAAUAUAAAAUACUCGUUUUCAGUGAAUGCGUUGUGCCGAAAUCAAAAACCAGACUCACAGUGUUAUGGGAUGUGCAGCGAAUAAAAUUCUCAAGUGUUCCCAAGCACUGAAUGGGAUCGUGAUAGGACGUCGAAUCUUCGGGCCUCAGAAAUAUCUUCACGAAACGCCUGUCAUGUGCUGGGAGGGCCGGUGUCAAUAAAAUACUGCUGAGAUUAGAGCACCUGGGGAAGUGUCUCUUCAUUUUUGGGGAACUAACAUGGUGGAUACGGCUUCCUCGGCCUGGUCCCCGGAUAACCCUAACCCUAUGCCCUACCUAACUCUCCCUAGCUAACUUUCUCGUCUAUCACGAUCUCACACGUGACCGCCUAGCCGUGCAGUCACGAAUUGUCUCCCUUUGUGAUAUGUGUGAAUAUAUAAAUGUGAAUGAAUAACAUAAUAUAUAUAUAUUAUAUAUUUAAUUAAUAAAAGGACGUGGGCUGGUCCUAUUUGUACAUGUCGACUAAAAUGACCGUUUUUACCACUCAAUAGCGUGAUAAUUGGAGAUUAUUAGAGUUUCUGUUUUGUCAGUGACAUAUUAAUGCCAAACGAGUAGUUCUUUUAUAUAGAAUGGAUCUAACAAAUAUCCCUGAAUCUGCUACCAAAAUGUCUCUCACGGAUAUGCUGUAUAUAGUGUACAAACUACUGUUUUGCCGCGCUCAAGUUAACGUUUGUUGUCUUAGGCAGCGUUAUUCUAAUUUAAUGUAAUCCGUACCAGUAUGUUAUAAAGUCACGGGUAACAUUAAUGUUAGAUAGUUGUGACUUACAGAACAGAUUUAUUUAUUUACAUAUGUGCCAGAAGUUACAUCCGGUUUUCUUUCGGAAAACGGAAGUCCCGCUCAGUCGUUGUUGUUGUUGUUCAUCAGUCAACUUCAUUAGUGAACGCUGUUUACUUCAGUCCUGCAGCAGUUUGUUAUGAGCUUCCCUUUGUAGACUUACAUAGACAGGGUACCCGUAUCGGACUUACCUCGUCAACACAUCUAAUUAUUCACUUAUAUAUUUUAAAAUUUCACACCCUUGAUUGAUAGUGCUAGAGUAUUUUGUACAUAAAUGAAGUACAAAUGUCAUUGUGUAAAAAUAGUAUUUUUCUUUGGCCAUGUACCAAUAUCUUUUUACAUCGUCUUACCCUGUUCUUCUUUUUUUGUGUUUCUGUUUCUGUGUUUGGCGUUGCUACACUUUAUAUGUAGAUUGAUAUACCACUAGACUGUGAUCAAAACAAUUUACAUAAUAUCGCUGUUAGUUGUUAACAAAAGAAUCGCUACUUAAGUUAUCGGUUUACAGCUGCUUAGAGCUCGGAUGACGUCAUCAGCACACAGCCAUCAGAUCACUGGCAAGAGUUUCUAUGUAUAAACUGUUAUUUAAAUUCACUCAGUCUAUUUCGCCAUGUGGAUAUAUCAUUCUCUUGAAACCACUGGCAUGUUCGAAAAGAUCAUUCUGUAGACAAAUAUAUCUGUCCAUUACAGCCAAGUAUGGUACCUUGCAAAUGACAGGCGGCCUGUGCAUAUUAGCUAAUACUUUCACAGUUAUCCAGUUUGGUGACCGAUCUAUAUUAACUAGAUCUACAAAUAAUGACUAAUGUGCGAUUUGUAGCAUUUCAUGUAUUUCAGUUACACACGAAGGGAAGAACAUUUCGAUGAUUGCCCAUGCUCGCUAGAAUUUCUUUUUCGUCGAUUUCUUGGCAAAUUAUGAUUUUCAAUACAAACGAUGUUUUUUCAAUAUAAAUAAAUUCCAAUUUACGGCAUUUGAAACUGCUUCAUUCUACACGUAAAAAACACAUGCUAAUUUCGUUCUCUACAAUUGAAUCCAUCCUUGUUUUAUUGACCUCCAUGAUGGUUAACCAGACUCUUAGUACAGCUCCACGAGACCGUGUGUAGCCGUACACUGACCGGGAUCCUAUUUCCCAUUUGUAGAACGACUUUCAUAAGCACCUUGGACCGUAAUUUUUCGCGAAAAACCUGGCAUUACAAAGCUUAGGUUUUCUGGAUGUGUAUUUUUUGGCAGAUCACACGUUGCUGACAAUCGUUUUUAAAGAUGUUUUCAAGACAGGAAAUAUUUCUUGGCUGACAACUGGGUGUCAGAAGCUCCCCCAGGUAGCUUGACGAUCUCGGGCACUGUUCCAAGCAGCUACUCCGCGGCUGCUAGAAACAACCUGGUUUUAACAUCUCCCGUCUUGUGAUCUUCCAUUCCGUUUAGGGGUAAACAGGCGCUGGUUUGAAGUCAUGAACCACUUCAAACACUCUGAUAGCGGUGACUCGCAUGUUAGGGAAUGUCAUCGUUAUCACGGAGAAACUGGCCAGCGGUUCGCCGCACACCUCGAGGAGUGAUGUAGUGUUUGUGUAGUGAAAUACCAAUUAAUACUAAUUCUUGUCAAAUAUUUUACUGAUUUUAAGAAUAUGCCAACGAUCUCCUAGGCAGUAAAAUACCGUUAUAAAACCACAGGGCCUGUUUUGAACGCGAGCUUUAGAACUCAUGUUUAGAGUAACUUCUGAUACAUGACUGCCUCUUGUCUGGGCAACUAGAACAAGCUUGUCAGCGUUCUGCGGUAGUUUUCGUAUUCCGAAAAACGUACACACACACACACA